This is a messenger RNA of Mangifera indica (mango), 1961 nucleotides long. Its product is annotated as small RNA degrading nuclease 5. Bases 94 to 1809 code for a protein of 571 amino acids. Gene Ontology annotation, molecular function: exonuclease activity; nucleic acid binding. Lineage: Eukaryota; Viridiplantae; Streptophyta; Magnoliopsida; Sapindales; Anacardiaceae. The transcript is spliced from 14 exons. Gene Ontology annotation, cellular component: nucleus. The record is from RefSeq and is a predicted model, not a curated record.
UUAAUUUUCCAACUCCUUCUGAGGCUCCUUUGUUUCUCUCUCUACUCUGUCCCAACCAGAAACAAAAUUCUUGACAAAAAAAGAGAGAAAAAAAUGCCGUCUCCAAAGCAUAAGAGUGAAGCUGAAGGUGAAGCUAAAGAGCAAGAUGGUUUAAACAACGGUCGUGCCGGUUUCUUCAAUAUAUAUGGACCUCAAGCGAAAGCAGAAGUUAUUUUCAAGAUGCCAGAAGCUAAUUCUACUCUAAACUUGCAAGACGUUCAAGGCCUUGUAACUUGGGUUCUUGCUGAAGGAUUCAUGCCUUCCUGGGUAUUCAUUAAGAACAAGCCAUUGAUUCCAAAAGUGGUUUUGCUUUAUCUGCCUGGCCUGGAUGCCUCUUUGUACUUAUCACAAUCCAAACUACUUUCGGGUUUUAAAGAAUUCUGUGGCAAUCCCAGGGCACUUUUAGCCCUAAGUUGUGUGGCAGAUAGCAUGCAGACAAUAGACUCACUGCUAACUUGCAAGUUGAAAAGAAAGAGAAAUGAGCUUGAUUCAAUGAAGAAAUCUACCCAGACAUCUGAACAAGAAAAUGAUACUACACUUAUGGAUAAUCCAUCUUCUGUGGAACUCUUGAAAGAUCUACCAUUCCCUAUUACAUAUUAUACACUUACAGCAAAAGAAUUGGAAGAGAAUGGAUAUUGUCUCAAUCAACCAGGCUUUCUAUCUACUAUUCCUGCUCCUUUGGGAUCUUCUCCCUAUGAAAUGUUGGCGCUUGACUGUGAGAUGUGUGUCACAAAUGAGGGUUUUGAGCUCACAAGACUAACCCUAGUGGAUAUGAAAGGCCAGGUUGUGUUAGACAAAUUGGUUAAACCUUCAAACACCAUUGUAGAUUACAACACCAGGUUUAGUGGAAUUACAUGCGAGAUGUUGAGUGGAGUAACUACAAGCCUUAAAGAUAUUCAGGAAGAAUUUCUAAAGCUGGUUUACAAAGAGACCAUUCUAGUUGGGCAUUCCUUGGAGAAUGACUUGUUAGCUUUGAAGAUUUCCCAUGGUUUGGUGGUUGAUACUGCACUUCUAUACAAACACCCAAGGGGUGGAUCUUUUAAAACUGCUCUUAGAGUUCUUGCCAAGAGAUUUCUUUCUAGGGAGAUACAACAGUCAGGAACUGGACAUGACAGUAUUGAAGAUGCAAGAGCUACUAUGGAGCUGGCACUUCUGAAAAUUAGAAAUGGACCUGAUUUUGGUUCUCCUCCAUCAUUUAUUCGGAGAAAACUUCUUACGGUUUUGAGUGAGUGUGGAAAGACCUCCUCUCUCAUUGAUGAUGUUUCAGUAGUCAAGAGAUACGCCUCUGAGUUAUCCCAUGCAAUGGCAGUGUCUUCUGAUGAUGAAGCUCUUUCAAAGGCUAGAAAGGAGGUGAAGAAUGAUCGGGUACACUUUGUCUGGACUCAGUUCUCAGAGCUAUAUUCGUAUUUCAGGAAACAAGUAGAGGAUGAAGCAAAGCUGAAUGGAAAACUUGCAGAGAUGAUGUCAUUGGUUACAUGUGAUAAAAAGUGUACCAACAGGAAAGGCCAUAAAAACAGUGUUUCAUCUGAACUAAAGGAAAUUCUGACCCGUAUGGAUACUAGGGUUCGUAGUCUCUGUGCCGCAUUACCCACCAAUACCAUGAUUAUAAUUUGCUCUGGACAUGGAGACACAGCUAUCGUCCAUAGAGUAAGGAAAAUGCUCAGAGAGCAGACUGAAACAUUGAUGUGCCGUGAGAAGAUUGUGAAGGUCUUGGAAGAGCUUCAGGCUCAAGCUGAAGUUGCAUUGUGUUUUGUCGGCGUGAAGCAUUGAAUACAGUUGUAAAACAUAGUGCGGAUACAAUUUCAAGCGAUUACAGUUUUGAUGUAUAACAGUUCUUAUUUAAUUUUCAGUAAUCUUUGUAAUUAAAUGUAACAAUUUGAUUAAGUAUUGUUAAUCAAUGAAAUUUUCUGCAGUUCCAUUAA